Striga hermonthica is the source of this 3009-nucleotide messenger RNA. The record is from the annotation of a GenBank genome assembly. Lineage: Eukaryota; Viridiplantae; Streptophyta; Magnoliopsida; Lamiales; Orobanchaceae.
AUGCGUGCAGGGUCGUCUUCAUCUUGCGCCGCUCAGCAGACGCUAUCGGCGGAGGCCGCCUCCGUCCUCAAGCUCUCUCUAACCCUCGCUCGUCGGCGCGGCCACGCCCAACUCACCCCACUCCAUGUCGCCGCCACCCUCCUCACCUCCCGCGCAGGUCUCCUCCGCCGCGCCUGCCUCCUCCGCUCCCAGGCCCCUCACCCUCUCCACUGCCGUGCCCUCGAACUCUGUUUCAACGUCGCCCUCAACCGCCUCCCCGCCGCCCCCGGCCCCCUUCUCUCCGCCCCACAGCCCUCCCUCUCCAACGCCCUCGUCGCCGCCCUCAAACGGGCCCAGGCCCACCAGCGCCGUGGAUGCAUCGAGCAGCAGCAGCAGCAGAGCCACCAGCAGCCCCCGCUAGUCGCCGUCAAAGUCGAGCUGGAGCAGCUCGUCCUCUCCAUCCUGGACGACCCAAGCGUCAGCCGGGUGAUGAGAGAGGCCGGCUUCUCCAGCACCGCCGUCAAAAGCAACCUGGAGGACGCCUCCGCCUCCUCUGUUUUCCAGUGCUACAGUACCUCCGGCGGAAUCUACUCCACUCCCAACUCACCGCCGCCCGAAACCCACCACCCCAUAAACCCGUUCUUUCACUCCCCCCAAAGCCCUUUCCUCAUUUCCCCUCCAAAAAAGCCCGGCACCGUUUUCUCAUCCCUGGACGAGGACAUCAAGGUCGUAAUGGACGUUCUUUUGGGUAGAAGCAGAAGGAAAAACACAGUCAUUGUCGGGGAUUCCUUGUCCAUGGCCGAACAUGUCGUCUCCGAAAUUAUGGGGAGGGUCGAAAGAGGGGACGUGCCGGAGCAGCUAAAGUCGGCCCAUUUUAUCAAGUUUCAGUUUUCCGGCGUGCCUCUCAAAUUGAUGAAGAGAGAGGAAGUUGAGAUGAAUGUUUCUGACCUGAAAAGGAAAGUCGAGUCCUUUGGGUCGGCCGGCAGCCGAGGAGUCAUAAUCUACACCGGCGAUCUCAAGUGGACAGUCGAAACUGAUUGUGAUGAUGAGAAAGAAGAAAAUGGUGAUGGGGUUUACAGGCCGGUCCAUCAUUUGGUUGCAGAGAUUGGAAAGUUGCUAUCUUGGUACAAUAACAGUAACAAUGGUUUAAGCAGAAUGAGAGUAUGGUUAAUGGCUACUGCAAAUUACCAGACUUACAUGAAGUGCCAGAUGAAACACCCACCGUUGGAUCUCCACUGGGGCCUUCAACCUGUUUCAGUUCCAACUGGUGGCUUAGGGUUGAGCCUCAAUGCUACCAGUGGCCAUGAUUCAAGAAUGAACUUUUUCGAUAAGCAUACUACUCGUGAUUCGGACAGAAAGCCAUUCUUCGUCGUCCCGGAGGAACAAGAAGUUCUCACUUGUUGCCCCGAAUGCAAAUCAAACUAUGAAAAGGAAGCAAACUUCAAGUCAAUCCACAACAAUUCCUUCUCGUCGUACUCGAUCGACGAUCAUGCAGACAAUGGUUCGCUCCAUUUUCCCUACUGGCUAAAACCACAUGGCAUUGACUCAUUUGUCAAGGAUGAUUUGGUUCAGCUGAGGAGGAAGUACAACAAACUGUGCCAGAAUCUCCACAAAGGAAGCCAUAAUCCAAUUAACUCUACCAUUACCAAUCAAUCCUACCUAGCAACGGAUUACAGUUAUCCAUUGUCGUAUUCGAACUGGACAAACAAGAACAGCAGCAUCAAUUCCGAUUCCGAAACAAUCUCAUUCACAGCUUAUCCUUCUGUCAAGGCUAAUAAUAGUCAUACCCCAAGCACGUUGCCUAGGUUCAGAAGGCAGCAGUCGUGCCAUAUCGACUUUAGCUUUGGCAAUGGGAGUCCAAAGCAUCAAGCAGUCGAGCUUAAUUUGGAUUCCCUUAAAGGGAAUGAUGAUGAUAGGGAAGUCAAGAUCACGCUCGCCCUUGGGAACUCGACUUAUGGCAGUAAUUGUUCGCCGAAAAUCAAAUCUGCUAAUGAUAAUGUGGAUUUGGUGAAAUUGUUUCAAGAAAACUUGCCGUGGCAGUCUAAAAACAUCCCAUCUGUUGUGGAGGCUUUAUUGUCCCGUCCAAAAGCAGACAGUGGACACAAGUUUUUGUUUAUUAAGGGAAAUGAUGUGGUUGGGAAGAGAAGAUUGGCAGUUGGGAUAGCAAGCUUUGUGUUCGGCUCCUCUGAGCUUUUAUUCCGCACAGACAUGAGAAAAAAUGCAUGGGACCGUGAGAUGAUGGAGAAGGCCUUGAGGGAUGGAGAAAAGCUCGUUUUUUUAGUCGAGAAUGUUGAUUAUGCUGACUGUGAGUUUGCCAAGUUUCUGGAUGAAGCCUAUGAGAAAGUCGAUGGCCAUGCAAAUGCAAUAUUCGUUCUGACUAUGAAUGAGUCAGAGGCAAAAAUCACUGACUCUGUAGUUCGAAUGAAACUAGUCGUGACUGAUGAGUCUAACGUUCCCGAUCAUAAUAAUAACAAACGGAAAGCAGAUUGUGAUUUGCCGAUGAUGGUGAAGAGCAAGAGUCAGAAGAAGACUGAGAAUGAAAAACAAGUUUACCCAAAUGUUUUAGACCUCAACAUCAUAGCUGAAGAUCAUCAGGAUGAAAGAAAGGCAACUGAAUCUGAUUGGCUUAUUAGGUUUAUGGAAAAUAUAAAGAAGAAUAUUUACGUUUUCAAUCGGGAUAUGGAUGAAGAGGAGAGUGCGAAAGAAACGUUGUUGUCCAAACUUAAGGUUUGUUUUGAGGAGGUUAGUGGGUAUAGAAAUAAUAGUAGUGUGUUCAGUGUUGAGGGUGGGGUGUUAGGGGAAAUUUUACAAGGUUCGGGUUUAUACGUCAACAGCUUGUUCGAAAAAUGGGUUAAACAGGUUUUUGAGACGGGUUUACGAAAAAUAUUAGGUAGUGGUGAAGGUGAAGGGGAAAGGACUACUAAGGUUAGGCUGUGUUUAGAUGAGGGAAAAGAGGAGAUCUGUCCUCAAGAUGAUGGAUUCAUGGGGACAUCUCUUCCUAAAACUAUCCCACUCUCUUUCACAGGUUAA